Messenger RNA from Biomphalaria glabrata, 1305 nucleotides. RefSeq names its product coiled-coil domain-containing protein 1-like. NCBI's taxonomy places the organism in Eukaryota, Metazoa, Mollusca, Gastropoda, Planorbidae. The coding region runs from base 143 to 1021 and encodes 292 amino acids. The record is from RefSeq and is a predicted model, not a curated record. The transcript has a single exon.
UUUGAUGACGAUUUAAUGAUCUUUGAUGAUGAAUUUGAUGAUGACUUUGAUGAUGACUUAGAUGAUGACUUUGAUGAUGAUUUUGGUGAUGACUUUCAUAACGAUUUAAUGAUCUUUGAUGAUGACUUAGAUAAUGACUUAGAUGAUGACUUUGAUGAUGACUUUGAUGAUCUUUGAUGAUGACUUUGAUGAUGACUUUGAUGAUGACUUUGAUGAUGACUUUGAUGAUGACUUAGAUAAUGACUUAGAUGAUGACUUAGAUGAUGACUUAGAUGAUGACUUUGAUGAUAACUCUGAUGAUGACUUAGAUGAUGACUUAGAUGAUAACUUUGAUGAUAACUUAGAUAAUGACUUAGAUGAUGACUUAGAUGAUGACUUUGAUGAUGACUUAGAUGAUGACUUUGAUGAUAACUUAGAUGAUGACUUAGAUGAUUACUUUGAUGAUGACUUUGAUGAUGGCUUUGAUGAUAACUCUAAUGAUGACUUAGAUGAUGACUUAGAUGAUGACUUUGAUGAUAACUCUGAUGAUGACUUAGAUGAUGACUUAGAUGAUGACUUUGAUGAUAACUCUGAUGAUGACUUAGAUGAUGACUUUGAUUAUGACUUUGAUGAUAACUUAGAUGAUUACUUUGAUGAUGACUUUGAUGAUAACUCUGAUGAUGACUUAGAUGAUGACUUUAAUGAUAACUCUGAUGAUGACUUAGAUGAUGACUUUAAUGAUGACUUUGAUGAUGACUUAGGUGAUGACUCUGAUGAUGACUUAGGUGAUGACUUUGAUGGUAACUCUGAUGAUUACUUUGAUGAUGACUUAGAUAAUGACUUUCUUGUAUUAUGCAGAGGCAGCCUUAGCAGUAGGUGGAUUCCUGGGCGAGUGUCACUAGAGGGUCAUACAGGAUUCGUAACUGUAGCUUAUAUAUACCAUAUCGCAUUUCUCACUGCUCUGUUCACAUCUAAUGCAACACAUGUAGGUCUUAUCAUUGCAAUUUACUUAUUCAUAAUAGCCGUAAUACCUUAUCCGUAAUAGCUUAUUCAUUACAGCUUAUCCAUAUUUUAUCUGCAAUAGCGUAUCGGUAAUAUCCGUAAUGGCUUAUCCGCAAUAGCUUAUCCUCAAUACCUUAUCCGUAAUAGCUUAUCCUCAAUACCUUAUCCGCAAUAGCUUAUCCUCAAUACCUUAUCCGUAAUAACUUAUUUAUAACAGCUUAUCCAUAAAACUUUAUCUGUAAUAGCGUAUUCAUAAUAUGGAUGAAUGACAGUCUUCCUAUUGUUGGGGCCGCACUCUCAGACUCGAGACUCAAGGCGGUUUCC